GCGGCGCCGGGGUGGGAGAGCGGGCGGAAGAUGGCGCGGAGCGGUUGUGCGCUAGGCAAGGCGCUGGCUGAGGGGCUGGCGGCGCCGCCGCUCAGAGGCGCCCUCAGGUACGAGGCCGCCGUGGGAUUUAAAGGGCCAGUGACAGCCUGUCCCUCGCCCUCCGCGCGGGGCCGCAGCCGCGGUCGGAGGGGCGGGGCUCGGCGCUGCCGCUUCCUUUAAAGGCCAAGCGCGGAAAGACGCGCCGCUGGGGGUAUCCGGUCCCUGCCUGAGGGGUUUGUCCAGGCUUCGCGGGCCUGGAGGGCUGAGCCGGCGCCUGCGCUGAUUUGGUGCCCGGCAAGAAGGGGCUGGUGGCGGCCGAGCCGGCGCAGGCGUGGGGCCCCGGGCAGUGCUUCUCCUGCUCUGUCUGCGGUGCUUCCUCUGCCCGCAGGGAUGUCGUCGGCCUCGGGCAGGUCGUGCGCAGCAGGGCAUGUGGCUUCCUGUGGUAUUCUGAUGAGCAGAAUUCCUCCAUUGCGAGCAUCUGUAACGAACCAUAAUGUUCCAAGAAGAACUUUCUUCAAUAUUGCUGCGCCACUAGUAAACAAAAGAAAAGAAUAUUCUGAGAGAAGAAUUAUAGGGUAUUCCAUGCAGGAAAUGUAUGAAGUUGUUGCUGGUGUGGAGGACUACAAACAGUUUGUUCCUUGGUGUAAAAAGUCAAACAUAUUAUCCAAACGUUCUGGAUACUGUAAAGCCCAUCUAGAAAUAGGCUUUCCUCCAGUGGUAGAAAGAUAUACAUCAGUUAUCACCCUAGUGAAACCUCACCUGGUUAAGGCAUCCUGCACAGAUGGGAAAUUAUUUAAUCACUUGGAAACAGUAUGGCGUUUCAGCCCUGGAAUCCCUGGUUAUCCAAGAACAUGUACAUUGGAUUUUUCAAUUUCUUUUGAAUUUCGGUCACUCCUACACUCGCAGCUUGCUACACUGUUUUUUGAUGAAGUGGUUAAGCAGAUGGUAGCUGCCUUUGAAAGAAGAUCAUCCAAACUCCAUGGUCCAGAAACCACUAUACCUCAAGAGUUUAUGCUUCAUGAAGUUCACCACACAUAAAAACUACUAGCCCAUAUACCUUUACUGUAAACUAGUUUUGUAAACUUUAUUUAUAAGAGAGGUGCUUUUCUCCUUUUGUGGGCAUCUGUCAGCUUAGUGUAUCAUAUUACUGUACAAAACAUGCACAUAUGCAGCCUGAUGUAAAUAGAAUAUUCAAGCUUCAAUCAAGUGCAAUAUAAGGUGUUAAGUAUAAAAACUGAAGGGCAGCUAGUAUAACCUAGCCAACCAUAAUGGCCUUCCUUUUUCUGCCAAGCAGUUUCAUUGUACAGAUCAUAACAAAGCUUUGCUUUCUCUAAACUUUUUUUGCGGUGUUUGUUAAUAUAUUAUUCAAGUUUAAGUUAUUAGUAGUUAAAGCCUGUACAUUUGUAACAAUGUAUUGGUAUCAACCUGAACAAAGUCUGGUAAUGUUAAAGGAUAGUUCUCUUAGAGAGAUCUUGCUCCUUUACUGUCAGUAAGGAAUGCACUAUUACCUUUUUUCAAUAUGUAACUGACAAUGCUCCAGUGGGAAGGGGAGGUUGAGUCACAGUUACUAAUGCAAUUGUAUAUACUGACUACUUAUCUGCAGGGCAGGAAGCCAUCAGCAUUGAUCAGAAGUAAAGUUGGUAAGCAAACUCCUUUAAAAAUAAUGGCAAGUCUAAAAGGCACAAGAAUUACAAGGGGAAUUUUAAAUGCAGCACUUGUAGCCACACUCAGCCUAAACUUUUAUCAAACCAUCUUGGUUAUGAAAAGAAGUGAAGGCCAUGCUGCUGUAAGUGCUGUGCAUCUGGCAGCUGGAGUUUGAAUGCUCUGUGCUGUCCAAAUCCUCCACUCCUACCUUCCACAGUUGUAGUUAAAUAUGGGAUGCCCUACAUUUGGUGGAUAACUAUGCAUUCAAACAUCAAAAUCUGUUUUCAGUAAACUCUGCUAAACAGGGUGCACUGGAGCAUUAGAACAUCAAUGAGGGGUAAACACCAUUUAAUAUUUAGAAAGGACAUGUAAGAAAGUCUCAGCUGGGAAACACUGGUGUUAGGGUUGGUAAAUGUUCCCUCUCUGAAGUGGGG
Alligator sinensis (Chinese alligator) is the source of this 2117-nucleotide messenger RNA. It is a transcript of the gene COQ10B, whose product is annotated as coenzyme Q10B. The transcript is spliced from 5 exons. Bases 430 to 1077 code for a protein of 215 amino acids. Gene Ontology annotation, molecular function: ubiquinone binding. Gene Ontology annotation, biological process: cellular respiration; ubiquinone biosynthetic process. NCBI's taxonomy places the organism in Eukaryota, Metazoa, Chordata, Crocodylia, Alligatoridae. Gene Ontology annotation, cellular component: mitochondrion. The record is from RefSeq and is a predicted model, not a curated record.